Exserohilum turcica Et28A is the source of this 417-nucleotide messenger RNA. RefSeq lists its product as uncharacterized. The transcript has a single exon. NCBI's taxonomy places the organism in Eukaryota, Fungi, Ascomycota, Dothideomycetes, Pleosporales, Pleosporaceae. The coding region runs from base 1 to 417 and encodes 138 amino acids. The record is from RefSeq and is a predicted model, not a curated record.
AUGUCUUCCAUUGAGACAGUUAUCAUGCCCAAUACAUCCUCCUCUAGCAUCCUUGCCGGCGCAGAAGACCAAGACAUAAUGAUAACAUACCCGCUCACCCGCGUAUGGGCCAACACGCCAUUAAUCGUGCCAACUUCCAACACAGCCUCGACUUCUCUCCGGCACCACCACCACCACAAUCGCCGUGCAAACGCACACGAAGACGAAGAAGACGAAGACAUGCAUUUGUGCACCCUCGCUUUGUGCACCGUCGACAGCGUCGACUUGAUUCGAAGGGAUACGGCGGAGCGGAAUACGCGCAGGAGCAGCGCGAGCAGUCGGACUGCGAGCGAGAUUAAAGGCAAGGUUGGGGGGCUGGUCGGCGUUUUGAAUCAGAAGGUUAGGGGCUGGGUGAGGCGGUUGUCGUGUAAGAUGUAG